This is a messenger RNA of Cyanistes caeruleus (blue tit), 841 nucleotides long. The record is from RefSeq and is a predicted model, not a curated record. Lineage: Eukaryota; Metazoa; Chordata; Aves; Passeriformes; Paridae.
AUCCCUACCAAAUCCUGGGGCCCACCAGCAGCCGUCUUGCCAAUCCAGGGAGCGGGCAGAUCCAGCUGUGGCAGUUCCUGCUGGAGCUGCUGUCGGACAGCUCCAACGCCAGCUGCAUCACCUGGGAGGGCACCAACGGCGAGUUCAAGAUGACGGACCCUGACGAGGUGGCGCGGCGCUGGGGCGAGAGGAAAAGCAAACCCAACAUGAAUUACGACAAGCUGAGCCGGGCGCUGCGAUACUACUACGACAAGAACAUUAUGACCAAAGUGCAUGGCAAGAGGUAUGCCUACAAAUUUGACUUUCACGGCAUUGCCCAGGCCCUGCAGCCCCACCCCACCGAGUCCUCCAUGUACAAGUACCCGUCAGAUCUGCCCUACAUGCCGUCCUAUCAUGCCCACCAGCAGAAGGUGAACUUUGUGCCCCCACACCCCUCCUCCAUGCCUGUCACAUCAUCCAGUUUCUUUGGAGCGGCCUCCCCCUAUUGGACCUCCCCUGCAGGAAGCAUUUACCCCAACCCCAACGUGCCCCGCCACCCCAACGCCCACGUCACGCCACACUUGGGCAGCUAUUACUAAAUGCUCUCAUCUACCAGUGGCCUUGAGCAGUCUGGUUGGACUUUUUCUUUACUCCUGGGAUUUUUACUGUUUUAGGGGGGACCCUUAAUGGAUAAUUGUGGCCUUUCUGGGGAAGAAUUAAAACUGGAUAUUUGUUAUUCCUGGACCAAACCUUUUACUUUUGUAACUUUGCCUCUUGUGUCUUGAACUGAGAGAUGGAAGCUCCUGUGGGCCAGUACUCUGCAUUUAAUUUGGGGUUUAAGGCUUGUGUCCUCUGUAGGAAG